CAAAUAAACAUCACCGAAUUGUAAAUAAACAACAACAAGCAGUGUGCAGACAGGCGAGGAUAUUUAAAAUUUAAUAAUAAAAUCUAUGUUAUUUCCUGUUACAAGUGCCAUUAUUUUCGAGAAAUGACUAUACAUUACAGAAAAUUAGUUUCAAAUAAGUUUGCACAGAUUGUUGGUCGCAAGCUGAACGUCACGCGGUUAUCAUACCACGUCCCAAAAGGAGCAUUGGAUCCGGUGGUGCAUCUACCGUUAAAUAACAUUAUUGCUGAUGAGAAAGAGCUUCUCGAUUCCAUCUCUGCUGAAGCAAGCGCCGACAAGUAUCGCAUUAAGGAUGUUCAUUUGCAUGGCGAAGGAAAGCGGAGACAGAUGGUUUUGCAUUUGUGCCGGAACCACUUCAUUCAAACAGUUUUGGACGACAUUUCAACGAAGAAACGAGUGCUGGCUGAUACUCCCAAGACGUUGAUUGAGUUCAGUUCGCCGAACAUUGCCAAACCGUUCCAUGCGGGUCACCUACGGUCGGCCAUCAUUGGGAACUUCUUGGCUAACAUCUACGACCACUUGGGGCACGAUGUGGUCAAACUGAACUAUCUCGGUGAUUGGGGGACGCAAUUCGGAUUCCUCAAGAUGGGUGUUGAUUUGAAGCGGUUAUCUCGAGAGGAUAUACGUAAAAAUCCCAUCCAAGUGUUAUACGAAGCUUAUGUGCACGCGUACAAGCAAGCUGCAAAUGAUGAAGUGCUGCAGACAAAAGCAAGGAGCAUAUUCUCUGACAUGGAACAAGGCAAACUACAGGAUCUGGAUGAUUGGGCUGACUAUCGUUCCUACACGGUAGAUGAGCUCCAAAGGGUGUAUGAUCGAUUAGGCAUAACGUUCGAUCAGUACCACUGGGAGUCGCAGUAUGGUAUCAAUGACAUCGCUCAUGUGGUAUCGCUUUUGCAAGAGAAAAGCUUACUGAUACAGCAGGACGAUGGCAGAAGGAUUGUUGAGGUUGGCGCUCGUAAAAUUCCGAUAGUAAAAAGCGAUGGAUCCACGCUGUAUCUGACGCGUGACAUUGCGGCACUGAUUGAUCGACAUCGGCGCUUCACAUUCGAUAAGGCCAUAUACGUGGUGGAUAACGCCCAGAGUGAUCACUUCGUCGCACUCCAAUCGAUAGCGCAACAGUUGUCCCUGCCCUACGCUUCCGACAUAGUUCAUGUUAAGUUCGGACGAGUACACGGCAUGAGCACCAGAAAAGGCAAUGCGAUAUUUCUCACGGAUAUCCUGGAUGAAGCUGAAACACUUAUGAGGCAUAAGCAGAUCAGCAAGCAAACGACUAAAGUUGACGUGACCAACAAUCCAAACGUCACUGCCAUCCUCGGUACGACGGCGGUGGUUGUAAACGAUUUAAAACAACGCCGGAUGCGAGACUAUGACUUCAGCUGGGACAAGGCACUGCAGACCGACGGCGACUGUGGCAUCAAGCUGCAGUAUACCCAUUGUCGACUGUGGAGUUUGGUGCAAAAUGCCGGUGAAUGCUCGGAUGGCGAAACGUGCCGUCCCGAAUCGCUACCGGAACCGGAAGCUCUGCAUCUGAUUUGCGAAAUUGCAAACUAUGACGGCGUACUAGCGGAGGCAGCCGAUAAGCAAGAGGCGUGCAUUCUCGUAAACUAUCUGUUUGGUUUGUGUAAUGCCACCAACCGAUGCAUACAAACGAUGAACGUGAAAAAUGAACCAUCAAAAGCGAAAAAAAUCCAAAGACUAAAACUAUUCAACACGGCUCGCAGAAUACUUCAACAUGGAAUGCAAAUUCUUGGCCUGAAACCAUUACAAGAAAUGUGAUCAUUUGCAAUAAAAUAAGCUAGUAUAGUGCGAUCUACUUUAUAUUGAAACAAAUGUGUUCAAUAACUUUUAUCGUAAUUAAAAAAAUGUUAACGCUUC
Molecule: messenger RNA, 1914 nt
Organism: Aedes albopictus (Asian tiger mosquito)
Lineage: Eukaryota; Metazoa; Arthropoda; Insecta; Diptera; Culicidae
Gene: ArgRS-m
Product: probable arginine--tRNA ligase, mitochondrial
Exons: 5
Coding region: 124-1815 (563 amino acids)
Biological process (GO): mitochondrial translation; arginyl-tRNA aminoacylation
Cellular component (GO): mitochondrion
Molecular function (GO): arginine-tRNA ligase activity; ATP binding
Source: RefSeq, a predicted model, not a curated record